Molecule: messenger RNA, 780 nt
Organism: Maudiozyma barnettii
Lineage: Eukaryota; Fungi; Ascomycota; Saccharomycetes; Saccharomycetales; Saccharomycetaceae
Gene: MRX3
Product: Mrx3p
Exons: 1
Coding region: 1-780 (259 amino acids)
Source: RefSeq, a predicted model, not a curated record
AUGUCUAGAUUCAGCGUAUUGAAGGGGAUCAACCGUGUAAUAAUACUUCCAACAGCCGGAUUUACACUUGGUGUAGCCACUUUCAUUAAAGGGUGGCCCGAUGAGUCUGAAGCAUUAACUCUUGAAGAUCAAGUACAAGAAAGUUCGAAAGUAUAUAGCAAAUCGAAACAACCCCUAUAUUUGCAGAGAUUGGAUAUUUUACAUAAAAUAUCAAACCAACCGCUAUACAAAGAAUUGAUGAUGGAUCCUGAUGUGAAACAUACAUUCCAAAGUGAGGGGAUCCCUCAAGGUCAUAGGUUUUAUCAUGUUGGACAAGGUCAAUUAUUUGGUCCAGGAAAAUUGGAAAUUGAUCCCUUAGUGUUUAUGAAUGAGAAAAAGGGAGAGAUCGUGGUGUUUUAUCAUUUAGGUAAGGAUCUCGGCAAUGAAAGAGGUCAAAUUCAUAAAGGUGUAUUAUCAUUGUUAUUAGAUGAAGGUUUAUGUUUCUGUGGGUUUCCUAGACUUCCAAAUAAGAGGGGUGUUACUGCUAAGUUAAGUAUUGAAUUUGCUAAGGAGAUUCCUCAAGAUAGUACUAUUGUAUUAAGGGCGCAUGUAAGUGAAUCCAAAGGUCGUAAAUGUAUCAUUGAUGGGAGUUUGGAGUCUUUGCCACAACGUAAUAUUAUAAACAAGAUAUUAAGGCAAGGCGGAUCUAGUGAUGGUACCAUUUAUGUUAAAUCCAAAUGUAUAUUAGUUGAGCCUAAAUGGUUUAAAUAUUUUUCAUGGGUAAAUCUAUUUGACGCAUAA